This is a messenger RNA of Lodderomyces pseudojiufengensis, 2007 nucleotides long. RefSeq names its product biotin--[acetyl-CoA-carboxylase] ligase. Gene Ontology annotation, molecular function: biotin--[biotin carboxyl-carrier protein] ligase activity. The transcript has a single exon. NCBI's taxonomy places the organism in Eukaryota, Fungi, Ascomycota, Pichiomycetes, Serinales, Debaryomycetaceae. The record is from RefSeq and is a predicted model, not a curated record. Bases 1 to 2007 code for a protein of 668 amino acids. Gene Ontology annotation, cellular component: cytoplasm. Gene Ontology annotation, biological process: protein modification process.
AUGAACGUCUUGGUAUAUUCUGGACCUGGAACUACUACGGAAAGUGUAAAACACUGUUUAGAAUCUUUGAGAUUGCAUUUAGCAAAUUACUAUGCGGUGUUGCCAGUCAAUGAGACAGUUUUAUUAACUGAGCCUUGGAUGAGAAAAACAUCAAUGUUGGUAAUUCCUGGUGGAGCUGAUUUACCAUAUUGUCAUGUUUUGAAUGGUGCAGGGAAUAGGAAGAUUAACAAGUACGUUAAAAAUGGUGGUAAGUAUAUGGGAUUCUGUGCUGGUGGUUAUUAUGCUUCUUCAAAAUGUGAGUUUGAUAUUGGAGGACCAUUAGAAGUAACAGGAUCAAGAGAAUUGGGAUUUUACCCUGGAACUUCGAGAGGAUGUGCAUUCAAAGGUUUCAACUAUGAACUGCACGCUGGAGCUAGAGCUGCCAAAUUAGUUACAAAUACUCAUUUCUUACCAAAAGUUGCUGAACAUGUAUAUAAUUAUUACAACGGAGGCGGAAUAUUUAUGGAUGCUUCAAAAUAUCAAGAUGUUGAAGUACUAGCAAGAUAUGAGGAAAAAACUGAUAUUGAAGAUGAUGAGAAGGCAGCAAUAAUUUAUAGAAAAGUGGGGAAAGGUGAUGUUAUUCUUACAGGUACUCACCCUGAAUUUUCACCACAUUUAUUUAAGAAUGUGGAGCCAGAAUUUGAAAAAGUGGUGGAGAAAUUGAAUGAAAAUGAUCACGAUAGAAAAGUUUUCAUGAGAGAGUUGUUAAAAAAAAUUGGGCUUAAGGUGAGUGAGGAUGUUGAUUCAAACGUCCCAAAAGUAACACCAAUGUUCAUAGCUUCGCCAUUUGAGAAUAACUCCAAAGACUUGUAUAAACUUCUAAAAGAUAAAUUGAAUAUUGAUGGACCAUAUAAGGAUAGCAACGACACUUUUGUCUUUCAAGAUGAGACUUCAAAUGACCAAUAUAAUGAAAAUGAAGAAGAUGAAAUAGAUGACCCAAAUAAUGUUACCAAGUAUAUAAAUUUCAUUACCUCAUCUAAUGUCCCAUCAAAUAAAAUGACUCCAUAUUUCAAUAUGCAAAAAUAUUUUGAAAGUUUGAAAAAAUUGUCAUCAAAUGCUCCUCUUGAGUUUGGAAAUUAUCUAGGCUACUCAGAGGUAAUAACAUCUACCAAUACAAUUCUUGACAAAAACCCAAGUUGGCUAGAGCACCUUCCUAAUGGUUUUACUUUGACUGCGUCUACUCAAAUAGCUGGUAGAGGAAGAGGGGGCAAUGUUUGGAUAAAUCCCAGAGGAGUCUUAGCAACAUCAGUAUUAUUUAAAGUACCACAAUCCCCAGAAGCAUCUUCGUCAAUUGUUACACUUCAAUAUCUUUGUGGUUUAGCAUUAAUCGAAGCAAUUUUAGGAUACGGUAGUGAUAUUUCCGGCAAAGGAGUUGGUUAUGAAGAAAUGCCAGUGAGAUUGAAAUGGCCAAAUGACAUAUUUAUUUUAAAACCAGAGUACUUUGAUAGCCUAAACCAUGAAGUGAGUUCUACUGUUGAUGGUGAUGAUGAAAAAUAUGUCAAAAUAUCAGGCGCUUUGAUAAACUCACAAUAUAUUAAUGGAACUUUCAAUUUGGUAUGGGGAGGUGGUGUGAAUGUAUCUAAUCCUGCUCCAACAACUUCCUUAAAUUUAGUAUUGGGAAAACUAAACGAUAUUAGAAAAUCAAAUGGCUUAUCGACUUUGCCUCCAUACGAACCUGAAUUAUUAUUAGCUAAAUUGAUUUUCACAAUAGAUCAGUUUUAUAAAGUAUUCAAAAAGUCUGGAUUGAAACCAUUUCUACCAUUAUAUUAUAAAAGAUGGUUUCAUUCGAAUCAGAAAGUUGAUGUUGAAAAUGAUGGAGUGACAAGAACUUGUAUUAUAAAAGGUAUUACACCAGAUUAUGGAUUGUUAAUUGCUGAAGAUAUAAAAAAUAAAGAAGUGUUACACUUACAACCAGAUGGAAACUCUUUUGAUAUCUUUAAAGGAUUAGUGUAUAAGAAGAAUACAUAA